AUGGUGUCUGCUACCCAGACGUUCAGCAAUACCGGAAAGCUUGCAGGCUGGGAUGCGCAGACAAUCGAGAAUAAAGGCAGUAUUCAGGAAGUCAGCAAUGUUUUCUACAAGGGCCCGUCCGCCCUCAAGAUGACUCAAAUUUAUGAUCCCAACUGGACCGGUCGCUUCCACUCAGAGAAGUCUAAGUCUGCUGCCUACAAGCUCGGCAACGAAGGUUUCUAUGGGUUCGCCUUCCGCCUGCAGGACGACUGGCAAUUCUCUCCAGCCCAGUCGUACAAUCUGGGCCAAUUCAUUGCCGAUUUCACGGAUACUGGAUGCGAUGAUUGGAUGCCAUCCAGCAUGAUCUGGAUUGUUGGCGACCAGCUCUAUACUCGUCUGAAGUACGGUACGGUCUGCGAGCAGCAAAUCCGGACUUUCAGCAAUAUCGCUACCGUGACACCAGGAACUUGGCAUCGGGUCACCAUCCAGGCCAACUGGCAGUCUGACAACACCGGCUUCUACAAGGUCUGGUUUGAUGGCCAGAAGGUUGUCGAAGUGUACAACGUACCGACAAUGAUCAACGAUGCUCGACCAUUUGACUACCAUGUUGGUAUCUACGCGAACGGCUGGCAUGACGAUGGUGGCAUGAAAGGAAGCCAAGGCACACGUCAAAUCUGGUUUGAUCAGAUUUCUGCCGGCACUUCUUUUGCCGAUGCAGACCCUGCUGCUUGGUAG
Penicillium cosmopolitanum is the source of this 714-nucleotide messenger RNA. Its product is annotated as polysaccharide lyase. The transcript has a single exon. The coding region runs from base 1 to 714 and encodes 237 amino acids. The record is from RefSeq and is a predicted model, not a curated record. NCBI's taxonomy places the organism in Eukaryota, Fungi, Ascomycota, Eurotiomycetes, Eurotiales, Aspergillaceae.